Molecule: messenger RNA, 2421 nt
Organism: Myxocyprinus asiaticus (Chinese sucker)
Lineage: Eukaryota; Metazoa; Chordata; Actinopteri; Cypriniformes; Catostomidae
Product: guanine nucleotide-binding protein G(i) subunit alpha-1-like
Exons: 9
Coding region: 342-1406 (354 amino acids)
Biological process (GO): adenylate cyclase-modulating G protein-coupled receptor signaling pathway
Cellular component (GO): heterotrimeric G-protein complex
Molecular function (GO): G-protein beta/gamma-subunit complex binding; GTP binding; G protein-coupled serotonin receptor binding
Source: RefSeq, a predicted model, not a curated record
ACUCGGCUGAUCAGCUCAACACUUUAACAACAGCGUUGGGAGAAGCAAAGCGCGAGACUUGGUGUUAAAGACUCACUUAUCACUUUAUUAUUUUAAUCAAGCAUGGCGGUCAAGGCGCGCUCGAUUGAUUUUUGACAUCCUCCGUUUUUUUUUGUUUUUUUAUGUUUUUUAACUUUAGGAACUCCAGCGCUUAAAAAGAAAACUCGAGUUUUAAGAGGCUGCGCGUGAGUAAAAGAGUUGGGCGUGAGUUGGGAAAACUCCCUCAUUUGAACCACUUGUGCAUGAUAUUUUCGGUCCUUUGACGCCUUAUAUCGUUGGAAACCGUUUUAAACGCCUGAAUCAUGGGGUGCACCCUGAGCUCGGACGACAAGAGCGCCCAGGAGAGGAGUAAAAUUAUAGACAAAAAUCUGCGGGAUGAUGGAGAGAAAGCGUCGCGAGAGGUCAAGCUGCUGUUGCUCGGGGCUGGGGAAUCUGGGAAGAGUACAAUUGUCAAACAGAUGAAAAUUAUACAUGAGGCAGGCUACUCAGAGGAGGAGUGUAAACAGUACAGAGCGGUGGUCUACAGUAACACCAUCCAGUCCAUCAUUGCCAUCAUAAGGGCCAUGGGCCGCCUCAAAAUUGACUUUGCAGAUGGUGCCCGGGCUGAUGAUGCAAGGCAGCUGUUUGUUCUGGCUGGCUCUGUGGAUGAGGGAUUCAUGACGGAGGAGCUGGCUGGAAUCAUCCAGCGACUAUGGAAGGAUGCAGGAGUGCAGGCUUGUUUCAGUCGCUCCAGAGAGUACCAGCUGAAUGACUCCGCCUCAUACUACCUGAAUGACUUGGACAGAAUAUCCAGUGCUUCUUACGUCCCCACUCAGCAAGAUGUCCUGAGGACCAGGGUGAAGACUACUGGUAUUGUGGAGACCCACUUCACCUUCAAAGAUCUUCACUUCAAAAUGUUUGAUGUGGGCGGUCAGAGGUCUGAGAGGAAGAAAUGGAUCCACUGCUUUGAGGGUGUGACCGCCAUUAUCUUCUGUGUGGCUCUCAGCGAUUAUGACCUUGUCCUGGCUGAGGAUGAGGAAAUGAACCGAAUGCAUGAAGCUAUGAAGCUGUUUGACAGCAUCUGCAACAACAAGUGGUUCACAGACACUUCCAUCAUCCUGUUCCUCAACAAGAAGGAUCUGUUUGAGGAUAAGAUCAGGAAAAGCCCACUUACUAUUUGUUUCCCAGAGUAUGCCGGUUCCAGCACGUAUGAGGAUGCAGCCGCCUAUGUUCAGUGUCAGUUUGAGGACCUGAAUAAGCGGAAGGACACCAAAGAGAUCUACUCCCACUUCACCUGCGCCACUGAUACAAAGAAUGUGCAGUUUGUCUUUGACGCCGUCACCGAUGUCAUCAUCAAAAACAACCUCAAAGACUGUGGGCUCUUCUAAGUUAAGCCAACACGCUGUGUCGAGCAGCCUGAUGGGAAAUCUUUGGGAGAACCAGAGCGAGAGGAGAGUCAACCAUGAACAUGAAUGUUGAAUGCAUUACUUAACUUUUUAUUUAUGUUUUCUGAAUAUUUUAACAUUUUUAGAAAAAAAAAGCCUUUUUAUGUAAAAUAUUUGUACAACUGACAUUGUUGCUGAAUUUUUCAGUUUUUAGGUUUUUGCUUUACAGAUACUUUGUAAAGGAUAAUUUUCACUCUAAGGGUUUUUGGGGAAAAAUGUUCUGUCUCUACUAUGAAUAUUAAGGUCAUGUGCAUUGCAUUUUCAUUUGCAGUUAAUAUUGCAGUGCUCAACUAAAUUAAAUAAGAGACACUUGCUAUUUAUCCACAAUGUUAUCAUGAAAACAUUUUCACUAGUACAAUGAAUAGACGUGGAAUACAUGAGAAUUUUAAGACCAAACAAUUGUCGGUGAUCGUAGAGCUGUGAACUUGAAGGGGAUAAAUCAGAGCAUUUAGGUCUUUGAAAUGUACAUCGCCGCCUCGUGUGCCCAGAAUAUUUUAUUUUGGAGCAUUUAUAUGUGAAGCUUUCUGCUGAUCUGAGUACAGCCAUCAUACAAGGACAACGUGUGCAUGUUAGAUUUGCCUGCGAUUAGAAUGAUGGAAAAACUGUGGUGAGACUCGCGUUUGCUAAUGAAUUUGGCCCUCUGCACCUGCAACUCAUGAACUGUUUAAUGGAGAAUUCUGAAAAAGGUCACAGCAUAUUGUGUGUUUUAUAAAGGGAUUUUAUUGAUCAAAGGAAACCAUUUUUUCUUUUUUCUUUUUUUAUCAAAGGGACCAAAGGCUUUUACUCUUCUGAAUUCCAAUAACACAUUUCCUUUGCACUAGGUCCAUAUAAUCCAUGUUAUGUAACGCAUAAUUCAACCACCUGUACAAUGUGAUGUGUGGUGGAAAACCACAGGAAAAGUGCAGAUGUAUUUUCGGACAGUAAUGUGUAUGAUCAAUUAAAAUGGUUUUAAACUUCA